UCCUAUUCCAGCCGCGAUGCAAGAUCCAAAGACUUCAUGUGAUUUCGAAGAUCCAGAUCUUUGUGGUUGGACACAUGAUCCCCGUCAGGAUUUUGAAUGGAGAAGACACCAAUUUUCUACUCCUUCAGGUCACGUGGGAACCGGACCUUCUUUCGAUCACACGUUUGGAGAAGGAAAAGGAGGGUUUUACCUUUAUGGAGAGGCUUCUUCACCAAGAAAAGUUAAUGAUACAUCUAGGUUAUUCUCCCCAGUGUAUCCUUAUUAUUUAAGUGGAGGCUGCUUUGUUUUUUGGUAUCACAUGUAUGGAUCGACUAUAGGAGGUCUUAGAGUCUAUCUGAAACCUGAAGGUUUCCUAUUUGGGGAAUUUCUUCCUGAUUGGGAAAAAUGGGGAAAUCAAGGAAAUCAAUGGCUUCGAGGAAAUCUAUCCAUUCCUGAGUUUAAGGAAAAUUUUCAAAUUAUUAUUGAAGGCGUAAGAGGAACCAGUUACAUAGGAGAUACAGCUAUAGAUGAUGUCUUGCUGACAACAGCAGAUUGCGAUAGUUUGGGAAAUGUGACGCAGCCUACAGCUGAGUGGAUGGCGGAUUCAUGCAGAGGAAGGUGCAGGGAACCAAAUGAUGCCCACUCGUGUGGUUGUACUGAAAGUUGCUAUGAAGCUGCAAACUGCUGUGGAGAUUAUAUGACUAUGUGCCUUGGAAAUACUGAAGCUGUGGAAAGUGAUAUCCCUGAAGAAUGGGCUGCUACAAAUGUUUCCUCCACGCAUUCAUCUUCACGAUUACCUGAAGCAACCACAACAUUAAUUCCCCAUGUUUCGACAAAUAUUCCAUUAACUUCCACAAGCUCAUCUGUGAGUACACCAAGUACGGCAUUAGCUUCAAGCCCGACACAAAUUACAAGCUCUACACAGACAACAGGUACGGUAAUGCUGGCACACUCUACACAGGCAGCAAGUGCCACACUAUCUACAAGCUCGAUACAGACUACAAGUACAACGCACUCUACAAGCUCUACGCAAACUACAAGUACGACGCAAUCUACAAGCUCUAAGCAGACUACAAACACGACGCAGUCUACAAGCUCUACGCCAACUACAACACCGGGAACAAGCCCAAACUGGCCUACAGGCGGGGAACCAGAAAUAAGUACAACGACUUUGAAAACUAUACAACUUUCGACAAUGAGCAGACUAAUAACAUCACCACUUUCUCAAGGAACUGUAAGCGCUGCACAACCAAAAUCAGAAGAGAUAACCACGAAUAAAUCAGCCCUUACAUUUGCGUCAGUGACUACGCCAGUACCUACAGUUGAAUCGACGACAGAAAGUACUCGUAAAACAUAUAAUCUAAGGCCACGAACGCAAAGAACGUCCACUCCUGUUACUCAAACAUUUUCAACAACCCCAAUUAUUGCGAACUCAACUACUGAAAGAAAAGACAGUUCUUUCAGUUACCCUUCAUUUCAAAGUUCACAGGAAACACAAAAAGAAUUUUCAAAAGCAUCAGUUUCACCAGAAACAUACACAACUCAAAAGGAAUUAAAUGAUUAUAAUAUAACAAUGCCUAAAGCUUCCUCAGGUACUCCUCUGUUCACUACAGUAUCUAUACUUGAGCCAACAUCAAAAGCUGAGACUAUUAGAAGUACUGUGAGAACUACAUUAAUAAGCAUAACACCAAAAACAUCAACCACAAUUUUACCAUCCACUACACCUUCGACUACUUCACAAAAUUUCGAAAUUGCAACAUCUACUAUUUCAUCAAUCAUCCAAUUAAUAACUGGCACGCCAACUCAUACGACAUCAAGGAGAAAAUUUUUUAUACCGUCCACGAUAAGAGGCAUUAGCUUUCCAAGAACUAGUUCUGUUGUCACAACAGUAACAACAAUUGAUCGAACGCACCCUACUAUAAGAACUAUACUAUCAACAUAUGUGCAACGAAAAAUGACAGAGCCAACAGUUGAAACAACAUCUGAACAGUUUUACACACAUGCAUCAAAGGCUGCGUCUACAGCUUCGGAUAACAGCAAACCAACAGUAACCAUAAUAUCUGUUACUAUAGUCAUAGUUCUGUGCCUUGCUGGUGGAAUUAUAUAUUACUUGAGAAAACGAAAGAUUAGAAAACAGUCAAAACUUUCUGAUGACUCAGAAAUGAGAUUUUUAUCAGAUAAUGAAAUAAUUGAGUACUCUGAUGCAUCAUUUCUGGACAAAAUGAACACAUGAAUGCUGAUCUGACAUGCCAAACAAUGAACAGUGAAGCUACAAAUUAGUUAAUCAUUUCUUAAAAACUUUUAACAUCAGUUUUCAGUGUUUCAUAAAACGUACUUCAUUGAAUUUUUGAAUGCUAAAGUAUUAAAGAAGCGAUGUUUUAUUUAAAUAGCUGCUGUGUCAUUAUAUAAAGUGAUUAUUUACAUUUGUUCAUUAAGAAGUGAAAGUUUUUCAUCUGUAAUUCAAAUUUAUCAUUUUUUAGAUAUAAAAAUAAAAAUUGCGAAAACCUCA
Molecule: messenger RNA, 2488 nt
Organism: Stegodyphus dumicola
Lineage: Eukaryota; Metazoa; Arthropoda; Arachnida; Araneae; Eresidae
Cellular component (GO): membrane
Source: RefSeq, a predicted model, not a curated record